AUGCCUUUCAACGCUCAAGUUCUAUCUUCUCUCCGUGAAUCUGUGGAUGCAGCAUGCUCCGAUCAGAAAGCCGGUAUCCCGGGAGCUACGGUCGUCAUCGUCGGCAAAGAUGGCAAGGAGCUGUUUGCUCACUCGGCCGGCAAGCGAGGUGUUGUUUCCAAGGACCCAAUGACCCUUGACAAUAUCUACUGGAUUGCUUCAUGCACCAAGAUGCUUACAGGGGUUGCUUGCAUGCAGCUCGUGGAACAGGGCAUCCUGAAACUAGACGACGGCGAACAUCUCGAGAAUCUUUGUCCGGAGCUGAAGGAUUUAAAGGUGCUGUUACCCAAUGGGAUAUUAGAGCCAAAGAAAAAGCGCAUUACGUUGCGAAUGCUAUUGAGUCACACUGCAGGGUUUGGUUACACGUUCUUCAAUGAGCGCCUUCGGGACUGGGCUUUGCCAGUGGGCGGAGAUGAGUUUUCUGGAAGACUAGAGGACGUCGUGACGCUACCAUUGCUUUUCCAACCUGGAGAGGGAUGGGAAUAUGGAGUGAGCAUUGACUGGGCAGGAAUUGCACUCGAACGGGCGUCCGGAUUAACCCUCAACGGGUACCUGCAAAAGAAUGUUUUCCAACCCCUGGGAAUUAAAGACAUGUCGAUGAUUCCGAAUAAAGAUAUGAGGAGCCGACUUGCGUACAUGCACAGCAGAGAUCCUGAUGGUACAUUGCGUCCGAGGGACCAUCUGCUCCGGCAGCCUCUGGUCGUGGAUCCAGACGACGAAUCGGAAACGGCAAGAGUUUUCAACAGUGGCGGAGCAGGGAUGUUUGCAAAGCCACAGGAUUAUUGCAAGGUGUUGGCGGUGAUACUCAACGACGGAACAUGCCCGCGCACUGGAGCCAAGAUCCUCAACAAGACAACCGUGGAAGAAAUGUUCCGCAACCAGAUCGCCGCCUUUCCAAAUGCCAGCCGUCAACCCAUCCCCGCGGCGAAGCCAGACCUGACCAACCCCAUUGGCGAACUGUACCCGGUUCCCGGAAACCCGCCGCAGGGCUGGGGCCUCACCUUUAUGCUGAGCAACGGCGGAGCAACCGGCCGAUCUACCGGCACGGGGCACUGGGCAGGAUUGCCGAAUCUGUGGUGGUGGUGUGACCGCGAAAAUGGAGUCGCAGGGAUCGUCUGCACCCAGAUCCUGCCGUUCGCAGAUGGCAAGGUCGUAGGGCUGUGGGCUGAUGUUGAGGCUCAAGUGUAUAAGGCGAUUGCGUAG
Messenger RNA from Ilyonectria robusta, 1242 nucleotides. RefSeq names its product beta-lactamase/transpeptidase-like protein. The transcript has 3 exons. The record is from RefSeq and is a predicted model, not a curated record. Bases 1 to 1242 code for a protein of 413 amino acids. NCBI's taxonomy places the organism in Eukaryota, Fungi, Ascomycota, Sordariomycetes, Hypocreales, Nectriaceae.